Messenger RNA from Plasmodium malariae, 777 nucleotides. Its product is annotated as fam-m protein. Lineage: Eukaryota; Apicomplexa; Aconoidasida; Haemosporida; Plasmodiidae. The transcript has 2 exons. Bases 1 to 777 code for a protein of 258 amino acids. The record is from RefSeq and is a predicted model, not a curated record.
AUGUAUACAUUGGAUACAAAAAACAUGUUAGUCCUUUUUAUAAAAAUUUCAACUUUUGUCCUUUUAUUUUGGAUAAAUCCUUUCAACAUGAAUGCGAGUAUGUAUAGUAAAUCUAUAGAUGCGCUAUGUAACAUUGGUAAAAUAUUAUAUAGAAAAAAUUAUCGAUUACUAGCAAAAUAUAAACAAAUAAAUGAUUCAAAUAAUGUAUGUUUAAACAAAAUCAUCCCUAUUAGUGGUAUGGACGAAAAAAAAGAAAUAUAUAAUAAUGUAAAAGAACCCAAAGAAAGAAACAACAAAUCAAGUAGAAAAUUAUUGAAUAAGGCAGAAUAUUAUACAGAAGUUAUAGAUUAUAACAAUGGAAUGUUUGACGGAAAGCAUUUCCAUUUUGAAAAAAAAUUGAUAAAAAAAAAGGAUUAUGAUAAUUUUCUUGAAAAAAACAGGAGAAUUAGCGAUAUAGCUUUAAAAAAAAUAAAAUUUAGGAAUAAAGGAUUUGGAGUUGCUAUAAUUUUUUUUUUUUUCUUGUUGGGAAUAGGAAUUCCAUCAUUAUACGGAAUAGAGUCUUUAAAAAUUGAAACUACAAAUAUUCAUAAUCAUGAAAUUUGGAAACAUUUCACAGAUCUUAUAAAAAUUAUGGUUCCAGAAUCUAUAGCACCCUAUGUUCAUACAAUAUUAUUUAGCAUCCUUAUAGUUAUAAUAUCAAUUAUACUUAUAGUAACAAUUUAUAAGAUCUUAAGAAAUAAUGAAAAAUACGAAAGAAUUAAAUUAAUAUAUCAGUAA